Populus nigra (black poplar) is the source of this 2580-nucleotide messenger RNA. RefSeq names its product disease resistance protein RGA2-like. The record is from RefSeq and is a predicted model, not a curated record. The transcript has 3 exons. NCBI's taxonomy places the organism in Eukaryota, Viridiplantae, Streptophyta, Magnoliopsida, Malpighiales, Salicaceae. Gene Ontology annotation, biological process: defense response to other organism. Gene Ontology annotation, molecular function: oxidoreductase activity; ADP binding. The coding region runs from base 1 to 2580 and encodes 859 amino acids.
AUGGCAGAAGCUUUUGCAGCCGAGAUUGCAAAAUCCCUUUUAGGGAAGUUAGGCUCUUUUGCUGUUCAAGAAUUUCGUUUGGCAUGGGGCUUUCAAGAUGACCUUGCACGUCUUGAAGAGAGAUUGAAAGCCAUCAACGCGGUGCUGUCCGAUGCUGAGAAGCAACAAUCCAAGAAUGAGAGGAUUCGGCUCUGGCUCCAAAUGCUCAGAGAAGUCUUGUAUGAUGCAGAGGACGUGCUGGACGAAAUCGAGUGCGAAACUUUGCAAAGGCAGGUGGUGAAAACUAAAGGGAGCACCAGCAGAAAGGUACAACACUUCUUUACGAGUUCUAAUAUGAAUGCAUUCCGUUUAAGAAUGGGUCAUAAUAUAAAGAAGAUCAUAGAAAGACUAGCUGAGAUUUCAGCUCUUAAGUCUGACUUCAACCUCAGCGAGCAGGCUAUUGAUUGUAGUCAUGUCUUGCAUGAGGAAACAAAGAUGAACCGAUCCUUUGAUAGCUUUUCCGGUCUUAUCGGAAGAGAUGAAGACAAAGAACGCAUCAUCAACCUUUUAAUUGCACCUUUUAAGGUUGGUGAUGCACAUCCCCUUGUCCUUCCGAUAGUAGGAAUGGGAGGCUUGGGGAAGACAUCUCUUGCCAAAUCGGUGUGUGAUGAUGAGAUUGUAAACACUCAUGAUUUUGAUCUGAAGCUGGAGGCAUGUGUUUCAGAUGAUUUUUGCUUGAAACAAGUGGUGCAAAAAAUUAUUAAAUCUGCAACUGGGGAAAGAUGUGCGGAUUUGGAUGAGGGUGAACUUAAUAAAAAACUUGAAGAAAUUUUGAAUGGUAAGAAAUACUUGCUUCUUUUGGAUGAUGUUUGGAAUGAAGAAGCUCAAAAAUGGUUGUUGUUGAAGACUUUGUUAUCAAAAGGGGCUGAUGGAAGUAAGAUUAUAGUAACUACCCGUAGUCUACGUGUUGCUGAGAUUAUGGGUACUGUUGCUGCGUACAACCUAAGUCUUCUUGGUCAAGAGGACUGUCUGUCGUUGUUUUACAAGUGUGCAUUCAAGGAAGGGGAAAAGGAGUUGUAUCCAAAUUUGGUUGGAAUUGGGAAAGAAAUAGUGGAAAAAUGCAAGCAAGUUCCUCUGGCAGUGAUUAACUUGGGGACUCAACUGUAUGGCAAGACUGAUGAAAAAGAGUGGAAAUCGGUGAGAGACAGUGAGAAGUGGGAAGAAGAGGGAGAUGGUAUUUUACCUGCCUUGAAAAUAAGCUAUCAAAGACUGCCGACUCACUUGAAAAGAUGCUUUCUUUAUUGUUCGGUUUUUCCAAAAGAUUACCCGUUCAUAGAUCUCCUUUUGGUGCAAGUUUGGAUGGCACAUGGGCUCAUUCUUCAAUCACCAAAUCCAAAUGAGAACUUGGAAGAUGUCGGCUUGCGUUAUGUGCGCGAGUUGAUCUCAAGAUGUUUCUUCCAAGAUUAUGAGGUUAUGUGGUUUGCAGCUACCUUUAAAAUGCAUGAUUUAAUGCAUGAUCUUGCAUCAUCAUUGGCUCAAAACCACCAUAUUGCCAAAACUACCCGUCAUUUGUCAGUUCUUGACUCUGAUUCAUUUUUUCAUAAAACUCUCCCCAAGUAUUCAAAUGAGUUCCACCAUGUGCGGUCAAUAGUCUUUGCAGAUAGUAUGGUGGGGCCUACAUGCAAAACAGAUUUUGAGAAAUCUUUGUCGGAAUUUAAGCAUUUGCCAUCUUUGGAAUUAUUGGAAGAUUCUGAAUUUGAGGCUUUUCCGGAGGGGAUUGGCGCCUUGAAACAUUUGAGAUAUCUCCAUUUUCAUUGGAGCACAAAAAUGAAAAGACUCCCAAAAUCUAUUUUCAAAUUACAAAACUUGCAAGCUCUGGUUUUAGGUUUUGGAUUAGAAGUGCUGCCCAAAGAUGUGAGGUACAUGAUCAGCCUUAGAUUUUUAUAUGUAAUUACUAAGCAGAAGCGGUUGCCAGAAGGUGGGAUUGGGUGUUUGGAGUGUCUUCAAACUUUAAUCAUCUUUGAGUGUGAAAAUCUAGAAAAUUUGUUUGAAGACAUGCAAGCAACUCUUGCUUUACCAGAACAACUUCUUCAAGGAUCUGCAGAAUCUUUACAAACAUUUAUUAUCAAAGACUGUCCAAACAUUAGAGAAAUGCCAGAUUGCAUCAGUAAUUUAAAGAAACUUCAAAAUCUUGAGAUCAUUGAUUGUCCAAGGUUGAGCGAAAGGUGUCGAAGGGGAACAGGAAAAGAUUGGCCCAAGAUCGCACAUAUCCCUAAAAUCAAGGUUCAGUAUCUUGUAACACGAUGGGGAACAGACCCGAACUCACUUGGUUGUUACUCUUAUGAUCUGGUUGGAAAGCCUGAAGAUUCAUAUGAGAGACUCCGCGCACCCUUGGCCAAUCUCUUCUUUGGAGGAGAAGCAGUUAGCAUGGAGGACCAUCAAGGAUCUGUGCAUGGAGCAUACUCAGCUGGAAUUAUGGGUGCCGAGAGCUGUCAAAGACACCUAUUAGAGAGACUUGGCUACUUCGAUAAUCUCCACCUAGUCCCUUCUAGAGGUGCAAUCCAUGAUGCUACAUUUCCUCUCCAAAUCUCAAGGAUGUGA